Messenger RNA from Ctenopharyngodon idella (grass carp), 2217 nucleotides. It is a transcript of the gene gramd2b, whose product is annotated as GRAM domain-containing protein 2B. The transcript is spliced from 14 exons. Lineage: Eukaryota; Metazoa; Chordata; Actinopteri; Cypriniformes; Xenocyprididae. The record is from RefSeq and is a predicted model, not a curated record. The coding region runs from base 73 to 1401 and encodes 442 amino acids.
CUGAUUAACUAUUCACUGUUUGAGGGUCAGAAGCUCCUCCAGCCGAACGGAGCUGCAGAAACUCUGAUCCUGAUGGAGAAACAGUCCGUUUCUGAAGACUCGACGCUUCAAUGCAGGAGCAGAAGCGAUGCAGGCCGACCCAUGUGCUCCGUUCCUCCACAUCAGCAGAUGAACGAAUGUGUGUCGAUACGUCAGUAUGCUGAAAACGGAGACGAGGAGGAAGGAAACAAAAUGACGAGGCCUGACGCUUUCAUCUCGCUGGACGCUGAAGCUGACGUCUCUGCAAGAAGAAGAAAACCAACCCUCGUUAGAUCCAAAACAUUUGAUCCUUCACUUCUUCUGCAAGUCCAGAGUGACUCCGAAUCAAAGUGUGAACGCAGGAAACCGCAGUCCUAUCAGUCUCUGCGCACUAAUUCCCAGUACCACAAAGUUUUUAAAGACAUAAGUGAAGAUGAGCAUCUGAGGCAGAGUUACACCUGCGCCCUGCAGAAGGACAUACUGUACCAGGGGAGGCUGUUUGUGUCCGACAACUGGAUUUGUUUCCAUUCAAAAGUGUUUGGAAAAGACACUAAGAUUGCGAUACCAGUGUCUUUAGUGACUGUCAUCAAGAAAACAAAGACGGCCAUCUUGGUGCCAAACGCACUGGUGAUUUCUACAGCACACGAGCGGCAUGUGUUUGUUUCGUUUCUGUCUCGAGACACAACUUUCAAAGUUUUGAUGUCCGUGUGCCCUCAUCUGGUUGAGAAGAGUCCUGGAAACAGUCAGAAGAUUCUGAGAGCUCAUCCGGCGUCUCUGCCCACGGAUUUCCCUGUUGAUCUGUCCGAUCUGGACACUCCGGUCAGACCGACAGCUCAGCAUGUGGACGACAGCAGCAGCUCCGACUGUCCAGAGUCGCCGACCUUCGUGAAAACGCCGAGUGUGUAUUUCAGUGAAGUUCUGACGUCUGCUGUUAGCGGCUCUUUAUUCACAUCCCCUGAAUUUCCGAAACGAUCCCAAGCUUUUAUUGAAGCGACUAAACAAGACGGUGAACUGGAUUCUCAUCCGCAACCAGAAAUCCAGGCUACAACAAACUUACCGUACACUGGAGCUUCAGGAUCAGCGGAGGUGGAGUUCAUGAAAACCCUGAGGCCGGUGUCUCUCUCUCUGAACGCUCUGGUGUUGAUCUAUCUGUCUCUGGUUUGUGUCCUGCUGUUGUCCUCCUGUUACAUGGCCUUCAAGAUUGUGUCUCUGGAGGAACGUCUGAUGUCUCUUGUGUCACUGGAGUUUCCCCAUAAAAGAGAUGAAUAUCUGUACGCUAGAGACGCAGCUGAGAUCUACUCGGUUCUUUCUGCAAGUCUUCUGAAGCUGGAAAAGAUUCACAGAAACCUGCAGAGACUGAUGGAGAGCGUGACUGACGUCUGACGGACGGAAGUGGAAAACCAUGUCAUGAUUUCAACGUGUUUCUUGUUUAAGAACUGUGAAAAAAAAAAACAUAAGUAGAACUAGUUGCCUUUUAUGCAAACAUUAGAAUAACUGAUCUCAGUAAUGAAGUUAAACAUAAAAUAAACAUCAGCUGAGCCAGUGUUUUCUCACUCAUUUGACUGAGAAAAAGAGUAUAAGAUAAAACUAUAUGAAUAUUUUAUACUUUGUAUGAAUAGACUGUACAGUAACCCAGCUAACAAAAACAUGUUCUAAGAACGUUUUGAUAACGUUCCCACAAAAACUGUUCUCUGAACGUUCAAAUGUCCAGUUUUUAAAAUGUUUUAAAAAAGUUUUUUCUUGGUUAUGCAAACGUUAGAGAAAACAUUAAGGGAAUUGCUGGGUUAAAACAUCCCAUUCGCUGAGUUUGUCCAUUUUCAACCCAACUUGGGUUGUUUUUAACCCAGCAUUUUUAUAAUUCUUCAAACAUUAUGGAAAAGUUACUUUUGAAUGUUCUCUGAAACAAGUAGUAACAUUAAAAAAAAACGUUAGAUGAACGAUGUACAUUAGUGGCCAAAAGUGACGUUUACAUUAUUUAAGACCAGAUAAAUGGUUUUAUAUAAAACGAUAAAUAACGAACGAUCAACUGGAAGAACAUUUGUUCAUAACCUUGCCAGAACGUUCAGAGAACGUUCCCUGUUAGCUGGGAAUUCACUUGCUGAAUCUCAUUACGUCUGUAAGUAAGAUAUGAAUGAAAGACUGUGUAUUAUUGUCAGUUGAAGUGAAUAAAGUUUGUUUUGAUGCUUGUGAUUUAGAUGA